Messenger RNA from Orbicella faveolata, 3096 nucleotides. RefSeq names its product E3 ubiquitin-protein ligase PDZRN3-like. The record is from RefSeq and is a predicted model, not a curated record. Lineage: Eukaryota; Metazoa; Cnidaria; Anthozoa; Scleractinia; Merulinidae.
AUGUGUUACACUAAAAUUCAAGUACGGGCCACUCUUUUGGGCAGUGAAGGAAGUCAAGACUGGGGCUUUGUGGAUCCAAUCGACGCGGAACUAAGUAGCUUCAGAAUUGAUGUGAUCAAAGAAGAAGACGAAGAUGGAAACGAUACGUUGAACAGCGAGAAAACGAACGGCGACAAAUGCGAAAAGGACAGCGGAGUCGGAAGAACCGACGAGAGCACGAAAAAUGACGAAAGCUCCGGACCCGACGUCGUAGAGGAAGCUCGGCCGUCGCAAAACUCUCGUAAAAAUUCGCAGGAAAACGGCGACAAACGCUUAGUUAAGGACGAUUCAAACACGCGCGAACGAAAGAGUAGUAGUUCCACGCGUGGUAAGGAGGACCGAGCGUUUUCUCCCAUACGGUCGGGAGAAAACUGCUCUGGGAAAUCUCGGGACAAUUCAUCACCGGGCGAGAAAGACUCUAGUCGAAAUCACAAGGAGCGCUCUCCCGAAAACGGUCGUACACGCCGCCAUAGCAGUGGAUCUCCAACUAAAAGUCUUUCACCUACGCACAAUGGAGGAUCGCCUCCCAGAAAGGAUAGAGACAAGGAAAAGAGUAAAGAACGGAAAAAGAACAGAGAUUCACACAAAGACAAUCAUGAAACUCGCGGUGAACGAGAUCGCAGUCGACACUCCGACCAGAAGCGUAACAGUAAACUAGGCAACGUAAGCAGGACAAUUCGUGCGUCUUACAUAAGAGCCGUGAACAAGGACUCGACUCAACACAUCAAUUUGAUUGGCGAGUCGGAUUGUUUCGGUGGAAGGGGUGAUUAUCACGACCAUCGUAGCAAACAGAAGUCAAAUCUCACUGACAAUCAAUCUCUAAACGGAUCUCAACAGAACAUUGAAUGGAAAGUUCGAAUGUCCAAAGACGGUAGUCAGAUUUUUGUUCGCAAAAGGCCUGCCACUGCAGCGAGGCAGGCGAGGAAUAAACUUCUGCGCGACCGUGCCCAAAAAAUUACCGACGAACGCAAAGGCAUGACAACUGAUGACGACACACAAACCGUUUACCAAGGCCGUUACUGGCCGAGAGAGGACCGGAGACGACACUUAGAACGAGUGCGGGAAGCGCGCCGAAAGAAAAUCCAAAAACUACAACAGCUGAAAGAAUCCGAGAGCCCGCACACGGGCAGCGGUUCGGAGAGUGGCAAAGGACGCCGGGAUAUCAUCGUUGAGAUGAGUCACAGAAAAAUGAACAGGAAGCAGUUUGAUGACUUUACAACAGUUCGUGAAUAUCUAACUCAACGAAACCCCGACGGGUCCCCCGUUGGUCCGAUUCACGUUACCACUGUGUGAAAAGUGACGUUUUAACACUUAUAUCGUCAAAGACAAUUUUUUUUGUCGAACUUAAGUAUUGACCUCAAUGAGGCCAAAAGGUUAUCUGAUGUUUUAUUUGUUUUAUGUUGCGUACUUAUUCAAUUUCUGUAAUAAUUUCGGCUUGUAUAUCGUGAAAUGUCCGACAAUUGGGUGGGGUAUUUCACGCAAAACUAGUGAGAAAGCACUGAAUAGUUAUUUUUCGUCCCGUGCCGAGUUUUUGGCGGGAAGUACGGUUCGAAGUGGCGGGAGCGAAUGAGAGACAAAAAACCGCCAAAGAUGCAACGAAUUCCUCUCCUUUAGAUUGGAUUUUUUUAUAAAAUUAUAGUUUCUACUUUCAUGGGAAAAAUUUCUUUGCAAUUGUCCAUCAAUGAUAGGAGUAGUGAAUUCUUUAGCUUCUAGGCUGCAAUUGAAAGUAAUUUCCCAUUUUAGUCAUGGAUAAAACGCAGCCUGAUCGUUUUGUUUCUUAAAAAAACGAUAAAACGGCAAUGUUUGUUGCUCAUGAAGCCACUAAAAAAAUCAAACGUCGGUUAAUAUAGCUGUUGUGUUGCAAACUUGAAAGUUUUUAUGGGGAGGGGGGAUUCUUUAUAAAUUAGUUUACCGCCGUUCUGUUCUAAAUUUUCAAAUCUUCUAUGAAUAUUUUUAUUUGUUGCAGUUAUGGAAAACGAACAUUUUUAUUAAACAUUUAUUUAACUUUUUUCAACAUUGUCCGAAAUCUUCUUCGGAGCCGUUACUUAGGCGGUUACGCAACACUUGUUAAAGGUCGCGUGACGGCCUUGAAGGAGAGUGUCGAGAGAAUACAUUGUUCGUUGUUAAGAUUUAUUGUUUAUGUUAUGUAAGGCUUGUAAUUUACUGCCAAAAAGUUAAGCAGAAAUUCCCGAAUUGUAUCUAUGUAUAAAGUAAAAGAUGUAGUAUUAUUAUAAGAAACAAAUUUAAUCAAUUUAAAGAGCUAUCUAUGACAUUUUUUUUUCUGUUUUCAAGCAACGAAGGAAAGAGUGACAAAGAAUGGAAAACAAGUUUAUCAUAAGUUUAUGGAACGAAAUGCGAAAAUGUAUAGAAAUACGACGCGAGAAUAAUUAUGCGUUAUCUUAACGCUCUGGGAUGAGUAUUUAAAAGACUUUUUUUUUAUCAAAAUGGCAGUCGAACCACUAGCAAACGCCAGUCGUGGAAACUGAAAUUUAAGCUUAUAUAUUUGUAAAUAUAAUUAUUUCCAGUCACUAUUUUCUUUAAAAGGUGAAACUUAACGCCGCAAAUUUGUUUUACAACUUAUAAGCAGUGGCCGCCAUUUUGAACAGCGGUUGUGAUUUUUAUAAGUUAAUUCUUUGUCAGUCUAAAUUCCUUCAACGUUUAACAAAUUUAAAACGUAACCAACUUGGUGAAAUCUGCAAUUGUAAAGCCCUGAACUUAACAAUGGCUGGACUCUUUUGCGCUUAUUUCUUUGGGCAAAAAUAUUAGAACUAAAUCUUGUAAAUAAAAAUUCGUCUUCGCUUGCUGAAGGAGCACGUAAUGUUUUCAACGAAAAAUAGAAAUCGGCAAUGAAUUAGAUUGACUACCGUUUAAGUCAUUGCAGUUGUAAACAAGUCUGUGUCUCUCUGCCAUAAUAUACUUCUGUCUCUUACGAACUGCUAAGUUUGGUUUUUCCAUUUUAGAAAUAUAUUAACGUCGUAAACUUUAAGACGUUAAAGUCCACUUAAUUUUGGGACUUAACAGUAUUCUUUGAAAAUGUCAUUAAAAUCGAAAACCUGA